Symbiodinium sp. CCMP2456 is the source of this 611-nucleotide messenger RNA. The record is from the annotation of a GenBank genome assembly. NCBI's taxonomy places the organism in Eukaryota, Dinophyceae, Suessiales, Symbiodiniaceae.
GCCUCGCCUUCCUCGAUAGCCCGGCAACCGGCCUCCACGGACCCACUGCUGCCGCCCAAAGAGGUGAUGUCUGUGAUGCAGUGGGUCUUGAUCCAGAGCCGGGAUAUGAAACCGGGGACCCUGGAGUGGUGGACGGACCCUUUGUCGGACAACCACGCGAGGAUGGAAAGCGAGCUUCGGGAGCUGCAGCGCUAUGUGGAACACGGCUGGUGCUUCCCACGCGACAACUUCCAGUUGCCAUGUCGCAGCGCGGCACCCUUUCUUCUCCGCUGGCUCGGGGUGCUCCCGGAGCCCAUUGUGCCUCCCCAGGCCAUCCAGGCCAUCCAGGGCUUGAACGCCGAGCUGACGGACGAACGGCGCUCCAAAAGAGGGCGGCUGCUGCGGGAACUGAAGGAGUUGCCCAGGGUCGUGCUGCUCACCGUCCUUUGCUUCUUCGGCCAAAUCAGUUCCCGACAUGGCAGCUUCUUUAGCGACUUCCCCGCCCGGUUGGCCUGUGCUUUGACGCAGCAGGCACCAGCUCCCGAGAUGGCUUUGUGGCUUAUCCACGUGCUGACAGAAGAGGUGAAGGCGGAACGGCGCUUUCCUCCUUUGCAGACCAUUGGUGCCUACUC